GCAUCAUCAACAGCUGUAAGGAGCGAAUCUGAGCUCAGCUUCCGUGAACAUGAGUGAAGGAAAACCUCCUGUUACUCUGAAAAUCCUCCUUCUAGGAAACUCUGGUGUGGGAAAAUCCUCCAUCAUGAACAGAUAUGUGAACCAUCGUUACACCAACAUGUACCGAGCCACGAUUGGAACAGACUUCCUCUCCAAAUCUGUCCACAUAAAUGGAGACUCGGUCACGCUGCAGAUCUGGGACACAGCAGGCACAGAGAGGUUCCAGUCUCUGGGAACACCUCUGUACAGGGGGAGCCACUGCUGCCUCCUGGUGUUCGACGUCACGUCCUCGGCCACCUUCAGCGCCCUGGAUGUGUGGAGGAAGGAGUUCCUGGUCCAGGGCCAACCUCAGGAUCCAUCUGGCUUCCCGUUUAUUGUAGUGGGGAACAAAACGGACCUGAGCAACAGAGAGGUGUCUCRUAAAAAGGCCCUGAGCUGGUGCGAGGAAACAGGAGCGCAGUACUUUGAAGGAAGCGCCAAAGAGGACGUGGCCGUGGACAAGCCCUUCCUGAGAGCGGCGGAGCUCGGCUUACGGGAG
Austrofundulus limnaeus is the source of this 577-nucleotide messenger RNA. RefSeq names its product ras-related protein Rab-7a. Gene Ontology annotation, molecular function: GTPase activity; GTP binding. The record is from RefSeq and is a predicted model, not a curated record. Gene Ontology annotation, cellular component: late endosome; phagocytic vesicle; lysosome. Gene Ontology annotation, biological process: phagosome-lysosome fusion; endosome to lysosome transport. Lineage: Eukaryota; Metazoa; Chordata; Actinopteri; Cyprinodontiformes; Rivulidae.